This is a messenger RNA of Saccharomyces eubayanus, 2046 nucleotides long. It is a transcript of the gene COY1, whose product is annotated as CCAAT displacement transcription factor COY1. Gene Ontology annotation, cellular component: Golgi membrane. Lineage: Eukaryota; Fungi; Ascomycota; Saccharomycetes; Saccharomycetales; Saccharomycetaceae. Gene Ontology annotation, biological process: intra-Golgi vesicle-mediated transport. Bases 1 to 2046 code for a protein of 681 amino acids. The transcript has a single exon. The record is from RefSeq and is a predicted model, not a curated record.
AUGGAUACGUCUGUAUAUUCUCAUGCCUUGGAUAUCUGGGCCAAGGCGGAUUUGACAAAUCUCCAAAAGGAAUUGGAUGCUGAUGUCAUUGAGAUCAAGGAUAAAGAAACCCAGUCAUUGACGUCGAGAAAGUCUUUGGCCACUGAGACAAAGAAAUUUAAAAAGCUCGAAGCAGAAGAGAAGCUGAACCACAUAAAUAAGAUUAUUAAGCAAUAUCAAUGCGAAAUUGAUAACCUGACACAGAGAUCAAAAUUUUCUGAAAAAGUCCUAUUUGACGUUUAUGAAAAGCUUUCAGAGGCUCCUGACCCUCAACCUUUGUUGCAAAGCUCCUUGGAAAAAUUAGGAAAGAUCGAUGACUCAAAGGAACUCAAAGAAAAAAUAAGCGAUUUAGAAGAUAGGCUAGCCAAAUACGCUGAUUAUGAAACUUUAAAAUCAAGAUUAUUAGAUUUGGAACAAAGCUCAGCGAAAACUUUGGCCAAAAGGCUAACAGCAAAAACUCAGGAAAUAAACUCUACUUGGGAGGAGAAGGGAAGAAACUGGAAAGAGAGAGAGGCUGACUUGGUGAAACAAUUAACAACUGUACAAGACCAAAAUAAGGCACUAGAGACCAAAAUAUCUAGAAAUAUCGAUAUUGACAAUAGCGAAGAAAGUGGAGAGUAUACUCAGAAUAAUCAGAAUGAAAUGAAGACAAAGAUUGCAGAGUACAAUCUGCUAACUCAAGAAUUGGAGACCACACAAGCUAGAACUUACCAAUUAGAAAAAAGAAACGAAGAAUUGAGUGGAGCUCUUGCAAAAGCAACCAGUGAAGCAGAAAGAGAAUCUGAGCUACAUGCUAAGGAGCUGAAACUCAACCAAUUGGAAAGUGAGAAUGCUUUGUUGAGUGCAUCUUACGAACAAGAACGGAAGUCAAAUUCUAAUACAAUUAAUGAAUUCAAAGAGCAACUAAAUGGCAUUAUGGCCGAAUCUGAAUCUUACAAAUCAGAGCUGGAGACUGUCAGAAGAAAAUUGAACAAUUACUCCGACUAUAGCAAGUUAAAGGAAGAGUUAUCUGCCUUGAAAAAAAUUGAGUUUGGAGUAAACGAAGACGACUCCGAAAAUGAAAAUGACUCCGAAGGUAAAAAUGACAAUACCGUCGAAUCGUCCUUACUAUCAGCCAAUAAAAAACUCCAGGCUUCCCUUGCGGAAUACCGCUCAAAGAGUACUGCACAAGWAGAGGAACGUGCUCAAUUAAAAAAAUCCGUUGACCAACUGAAGCAGAAAAUUGCUACCCUAGAAGAAGCAAACGAGAAAUUAGAAAUGGAUCUCGAAAAACUAGAAGAUGUUGGUCCUCAGUUUAACGAUGCUGCAAGUAUGAUGUCUGGUGUAACAAGACAAAUGAACAAUCGUACAUCCCAUAGAAUAUCACCAACAAGCUCUAUUAUAGGCAUUCCAGAAGAAGGAGAACUAACUUCACUAAGUGGAAACCAAUCCACCAUUUUGCCAAUAGUUACUAAACAAAGAGAUAGAUUCCGUUCGAGAAACAUGGAUUUAGAAAAGCAAGUAAGACAAGGAAACUCAGAAAAGGGCAAGCUCAAAUUAGAGAUCUCAAAGCUGAAGGGCGAUAAUACGAAGCUUUAUGAACGGAUYAGGUAUUUGCAAGCCUAUAACGGUAGUGCUACUCCAGCAACUUCAAAACCAGAAGGCGUUGACGUAGAAUCUCAAUAUUCUAGGGUGUAUGAAGAAUCGCUACAUCCAAUUGCAAACUUCAGACAGAAUGAGUUAAACCACUAUAAAAAUAAAAAAUUAUCGGCACUAGAAAAGCUAUUUUUGAGUUUCGCAAAAGUCAUCCUGCAGAACAAAACAACACGAAUGGUAUUUUUAUUCUACUGUAUUGGCUUACAUGGACUCGUAUUCAUGAUGUGCAUGUAUGUGAUCAAUCUUAGCGGUUACAUGACGCCGGAGGUGGGCAUAGUACAAUCGGCAAAGUCUUCUGCAAAUGCUAAUGGGGGACUUGGAGGAGUUGGAGGAUUUGCAGCAGGUGUUGAUUCGAUUCCUGGCAUAAACUGA